AUGGGCAGUGAAACGUCCACGGUGGUCGACGAGGGAACUUCCCCGUCGGUACUGGAAGCGCGGAAUAUUGAAGCAGUAGCCAAAUAUAUAAAAGAGAAAGAUGUGCGACGCAUUGUGGUCAUGGUAGGGGCUGGAAUCAGUACCUCGGCGGGCAUUCCCGAUUUUCGCUCCCCAGACACAGGUCUUUACUCCAAUCUAGCCUUCCUAGAUCUGCCAGAGCCGGAAGAUGUGUUCGAUAUCAGUUACUUUCGAGAGAACCCUCGACCGUUCUACGCCUUGGCGCGUGAGUUGGCGCCUGGCCGGUAUCGACCAACUAUUGCGCAUUCGUUUGUCAAGUUACUGCACGAUAAGGGAUUGCUGUUGAAGCACUUUACACAGAAUAUUGAUUGCUUGGAGCGCCUGGCGGGAGUCCCAGAGGAGAAAAUCGUCGAGGCCCAUGGUAGCUUCGCGUCACAACACUGUAUUGACUGCAAAGCGGCGUACCCCGAACCUCAGAUGAAAGAGGCUAUUGCCAAGGGGGAGGUGCCUCAUUGUCCUCAUUGCAAUGGCUUUGUGAAACCAGACAUCGUCUUCUUCGGAGAAGCGCUGCCCGAGGAAUUCCACUCGAACCGAAGUCUCCCAGAACAAGCAGAUUUAUGUAUUGUUAUGGGGACGAGUCUCUCUGUACAUCCAUUUGCUAGUUUACCGGCAUUCUGUCGUGACGGGGUUCCGCGAGUGCUGAUCAAUAUGGAACGUGUGGGCAGUAUGGGGUCUCGUCCCGACGAUGUUCUUCUUCUGGGCGAUUGUGAUGCUGGUGUGCGAAAGUUCGCACGAGCGCUCGGUUGGGAACAGGAACUUGAGGAACUGUGGGAGAGAACGAAUCCUGAUAAAGAGGCACGAGACGCCGAGAAUGCACCUUUAUGGACUAGAGACGAACGACUACACGAUGAGGUGGAGCGCCUGACAGAAGAAGUUGAUCGAGCACUGGGAUUUUCCGGGGCGUAUCAUGAAAGAGUGCGGCAGCAAUUGGAUCGUCAUUCUCAGAAGGAAGCAGGCAUCCGACAAGGGACGGCAGCAGCAGCAGCCCACCGUGCCCACGCCCUGUCGAAUAAACAGCCCCUGGGCCAGUCGUCCGGGAUCCCCCGCGAUGAGGAGAUGGACGGAGGUCUUGCCCAGGAUGCGCUUGUCACAGGAGAAGCGAAAGCAAGGGAGCUACAACCAACAGCUGUACAUGACAGCGAGGGGGGUUUGGGACAUGUAUUCCCUCAUUUGGCCAGUCAAAGGAGGAAGUCAAAUGCCAUGUGA
This is a messenger RNA of Aspergillus viridinutans, 1284 nucleotides long. RefSeq names its product SIR2 family NAD-dependent protein deacylase. Lineage: Eukaryota; Fungi; Ascomycota; Eurotiomycetes; Eurotiales; Aspergillaceae. Gene Ontology annotation, molecular function: NAD+ binding. The transcript is spliced from 2 exons. The coding region runs from base 1 to 1284 and encodes 427 amino acids. The record is from RefSeq and is a predicted model, not a curated record.